UCUCGGCUGUUGUGUUGCGUUUUUUUUUUUUUUUUUUUUUGUUCCUCUUCUUCUUUUAUUAUUACAGAUUUAAUAAAGACGGGACUAGCAGUGAGGCAAGUCAUGAAACAUUUAUUAGCCGGCUCUAAUUAAAUUGUUGUUUGAGAUGCAGGGAGCCGGGCGAGGGAGAUUAUCGGAUAUUAUGCAAAGCAGCAAUAUAACUACGCAAAGCGGGGAGGAAAAAAAUAUAUUCUCCUAUUCUUCCAAGAAAAACUGCGGCGGUGGAGCAGGGAGGGGAGGGCGAUCAACGAUUGAGAACUGAAUCUACACAGACGCGAUAGUAAUCGCUACAGAGAAACCAAAAGACAAACGAGCAAACAGGAAUAAACAACCAAAUAUUGAAUUAAAGUAUACUGGAACUAGGGGUGUGCUGAUACUCAUACUCGCAAUUACCUUUGAGAUAUUUAUCAUUUAUCAUUUAUGUGUUGAUUUCAAGCAAAAGCUGUCCUUCCCUCACCUUUACAAUUGAGUACCAAUCAACGGCAAUUAACUAACACAGUGAGUGUUUUAAAAGCCGAUUGCAAGUGAACUGUCCUCUCAUCCGGGGCGCUGAUGUUUUUACUGCCGUACGGCCGUACCGAGGCCUUAAACGGAUAAUGAAAAUGUCAUUGAAUGCAUUUAUUGAAUACCUGUCGAUAAAUACUGCUUAUAGGGAACUAUGGGCACUGUCAUGAGUACUGUGAACAGGGUAUCCUUUUGAAUGUUGAGAAAUCCUUUGGGGUUGAUUUCUCAUAAGUUGUUUAUAGAAAACAGGUGGGAAUCAAUCACAAAAUACAGCACUUGCGUUAUAUAGCGCCUUUCUAUGGCGGCAUUCAAACAAACAUUCCCAAGACAUGCUUUAUACAUGUUUUUAAUUGUUACUUUGAGAUGAAGUGUUAUGCCUGACGUUGAAUUCACUUACUUACAAAACAAGAUAACUUUAGCCAAGGGUCAGUCUUGGGUCCUCUCCUGUUCUCUCUCUACACCCGCUCCCUGGGCCCCCUCAUCGCAUCCUAUGGUUUCUCAUACCAUUUCUAUGCUGAUGAUGCUCAGAUUUUCCUCUCCUUCCCCACCUCUGACUCCACCAUCUCCUCCCGUAUCUCUACCUGUCUGUCUGCUAUUUCCUCCUGGAUGCACUCGCAUCACCUCAAACUCAACCUCUCUAAAUCUGACCUCCUUUUCUUUCCCUCCUCCUCCCCCUCCUCUGAUCUCUCUAUCUGUUCCUCUGGAAUCUACCACACUCUCUCCCUCUUCCUCUGCUAAGAACCUCGGAGUCACCCUGGACCCCUGCCUCUCUUAUUCCCAGCACAUCUCCACUCUGGCACGCACUUGCCGAUUCUUCCUGAGCAACAUCCGAAGAAUCCGACCCUUCCUCACUAACUACGCUACCCACCUCCUGGUCCAGGCCCUGGUACUCUCCCGCCUAGACUACUGCAACUCCCUCCUGGCUGGCCUCCCUGCGUCCGCCACCCGUCUGCUCCAGCUCAUCCAGAACUCUGCUGCCCGCCUGGUGUUCUCUCUGCCUCGCUUCGCCCACGAUACUCCACUACUCCGCUCACUCCACUGGCUCCCGAUCACCGCUCGCAUCCAGUUCAAGACUCUUGUACUAGCCUACAGAUGCCUUGACCAGACUGCACCCAGCUACCUCCAGACCCUCAUCUCUCCUUACACCCCCACUCGACCUCUCCGCUCCGCCUGCACUAGAAGACUGGCUCUACCUCCGCUACGCUCCCCUGCCUCCAGAGCCCGCUCCUUCUCCACCCUUGCUCCGCAGUGGUGGAAUGACCUUCCUACAGAUGUCAGGACUGCCCAGUCCCUGACCACAUUCCGGCGCCUCCUUAAGACUCACCUCUUCAAACAGCACCUGUAGAACUCCUCUGUUUGUAUCCUGGGACACUAUCACCCUUCAUUUAAAUGUGCUUUAUUUUGCUCUUAUCUGCCCCCUAUUUUACUGCAUUUAAUCCUGUACUUCAGAAUACUGUAAUCUGCCUAGUGUUUAACCUGUAGUAUUUUGUAUUUAAUCAUAUCCUGAUGUAACCAUCACUAUUUAAUCAUAUCCUGAUGUAACUAUCACUAUUAUCUGCUGUAUUAUUGAAUUGUGGUUUGUCACACUUGUACUUUGCUUGAACAAAAGUUAUUGUAUUUCUUGCUCUUAUUGUAUUACUUGUAUUGUAACACUUGAAAUGUAUUUGCUUACGAUUGUAAGUCGGCCUGGAUAAGGGCGUCUGCUAAGAAAUAAAUAAUAAUAAUAAU
Molecule: messenger RNA, 2271 nt
Organism: Acipenser ruthenus (sterlet)
Lineage: Eukaryota; Metazoa; Chordata; Actinopteri; Acipenseriformes; Acipenseridae
Exons: 2
Coding region: 917-1888 (323 amino acids)
Source: RefSeq, a predicted model, not a curated record